Callithrix jacchus (white-tufted-ear marmoset) is the source of this 3860-nucleotide messenger RNA. The record is from RefSeq and is a predicted model, not a curated record. NCBI's taxonomy places the organism in Eukaryota, Metazoa, Chordata, Mammalia, Primates, Cebidae.
GCUCCGUUUCCAUCCGGGUCCUUCAGCCUCGUUCCCGGGCAGUAUAAAGUUUGCUGUCUCCUUUGUUCGUCCUCGUUGCGCAGUAGUGCUAGCGGGUUCGCGUUUCGGUUGUCGGACCCGGCAGCCGCUUUUGGUGCUAAGCUGCUAGGAAGCCCCUCUCGGCGAGCUCGUUGGAGCUUGAACCCAUUGUCACCCCUCCGACUCACCGGCAAAAAAAAAAUGGUUGAAGCAGAUCGCCCAGGAAAGCUCUUCAUUGGUGGGCUUAAUACAGAAACAAAUGAGAAAGCUCUUGAAGCAGUAUUUGGCAAAUAUGGACGAAUAGUGGAAGUACUCUUGAUGAAAGACCGUGAAACCAACAAAUCAAGAGGAUUUGCUUUUGUCACCUUUGAAAGCCCAGCAGAUGCUAAGGAUGCAGCCAGAGACAUGAAUGGAAAGUCAUUAGACGGAAAAGCCAUCAAAGUGGAACAAGCCACCAAACCAUCAUUCGAAAGUGGUAGACGUGGGCCACCUCCACCUCCAAGAAGUAGAGGCCCUCCAAGAGGUCUUAGAGGUGGAAGAGGAGGAAGUGGAGGAACCAGGGGACCUCCCUCACGGGGAGGACACAUGGAUGACGGUGGAUAUUCCAUGAAUUUUAACAUGAGUUCUUCCAGGGGACCACUCCCAGUAAAAAGAGGACCACCACCAAGAAGUGGGGGUCCUCCUCCUAAGAGAUCUGCACCUUCAGGACCAGUUCGCAGCAGCAGUGGAAUGGGAGGAAGAGCUCCUGUAUCACGUGGAAGAGAUAGUUACGGAGGUCCACCUCGAAGAGAACCGCUGCCUUCUCGUAGAGAUGUUUAUUUGUCCCCAAGAGAUGAUGGGUAUUCUACUAAAGACAGCUAUUCCAGCAGAGAUUACCCAAGUUCUCGUGAUACAAGAGAUUACGCACCACCACCGCGAGAUUAUACUUACCGUGACUAUGGUCAUUCCAGUUCACGUGAUGACUACCCAUCAAGAGGCUAUAGCGAUAGAGAUGGAUAUGGUCGUGAUCGUGACUAUUCAGAUCAUCCAAGUGGAGGUUCCUACAGAGAUUCAUAUGAGAGUUAUGGUAACUCACGUAGUGCUCCACCUACACGAGGGCCCCCGCCAUCUUAUGGUGGAAGCAGUCGCUAUGAUGAUUACAGCAGCUCACGUGACGGAUAUGGUGGAAGUCGAGACAGUUACUCAAGCAGCCGAAGUGAUCUCUACUCAAGUGGUCGUGAUCGGGUUGGCAGACAAGAAAGAGGGCUUCCCCCUUCUAUGGAAAGGGGGUACCCUCCUCCACGUGAUUCCUACAGCAGUUCAAGCCGCGGAGCACCAAGAGGUGGUGGCCGUGGAGGAAGCCGAUCUGAUAGAGGGGGAGGCAGAAGCAGAUACUAGAAACAAACAAAACUUUGGACCAAAAUCCCAGUUCAAAGAAACAAACAAAAAGUGGAAACUAUUCUGUCAUAACUACCCAAGGACUACUAAAAAGAAAAAUUGUGUUACCUUUUUUAAAUUCCCUGUUAAGUUCCCCUCCAUAAUUUUUAUGUUCUUGUGAGGAAAAAAGUAAAACAUGUUUAAUAUUAUUUGACUUUAUGACAUUGCUUUUCAACAAGCAAAUGUUAAAUGUGUUAAGACUUGUUGUACUAGUGUUGUAACUUUCCAAGUUAAAGUGUCCCUAAAGGCCACUUCCUAUAUGAUUUUUCCCAGUAAGUGAGGCAAGCAGUUCUAAGAUCUUCCACAAAACAUCUAGCCAUCUAAAAUGGAGAGAUGAAUCAUUCUGCCUAUACAAACUAGCUGUUAGAGGGUGGUUGGGGUAUACUACUCAUAAGAUUUCAGGGUGUCUUCCAACUAAAACCUCCAUGAUCUCAGUAUGAAAAACCUGAAAUCAGAUGCCUAUGUAAGGAAAUAAUCACCCAGUAAACCCAAAAAUGCAAAUGGAUAAUGCUGGCCAUUUUGCCUUCCUGACAUUUCCUUGGGAAUCUGCAAGAACCUCCCCUUUCCCCUCCCCCAAUAAGACCAUUUAAGUGUGUGUUAAACAACUACAGAAUACUAAAUAAAAAGUUUGGCCAAAACCAACCAUGAAGCUGCAAAGGUGCUUGCUCUUACUGUUUCAAAUUUUUGCAACUCUGUAGUGUCUCACUUUUAAAGGAACAGCUUGAUUGCAAAGGAGAAAAUAGAUAAGCAAUGAAGUUAUCUCCAACUUCCUAAAGGCUUAUGACUUCUAAAAAGUGAAUCUAUCAGCAUUCCACAUCAGAUUUAAAGCAUCAAAUGCCUGUGAAACAGCAAAGAUGGUUGAGGAUUAUGCUCAUUUUGGUCGUGGAGUGCUGAUUUAUUCACAGUAGAUAAAGCUGGCAGUAAGAGAAAUCAAAGGCUAAGAGAUGGGGUUUCACCAUGUUGGCCAGGCUGGUCUCAAACUCCUGACGUUGAGUGAUCCUGUCUCGGCCUCACAAAGUGCUGGGAUUAUAGGCGUGAGCUACUGCGCCCAGCCAGAGCUUGGUUUUAAAGCAUAUACUUCUAUUUUAAGCUAAAGCAACAAGAAAGUAUAUAUUUAAAAAAAUAGUUGGUGGGGGAGUACUUCGCAGUAAUACAAAUACCACAUAACAAGAUCCCAUGUUUUUCAUUUUACAGAGUUGUUGAAGCAGAAGGCGGCUGAUUGUCGAUAAGUCACUACAGUUGCACAAGCAGUACUGUCAGAAUUGGUUUGGUGCAGGCAAUAGAUUUUUGCCUUCAGGGGUUCCUGUGGAUCUGAGGAAGGCAGAAGUGUUGAUUAACACUCAUAACUAGGGAGUGAGUGGUAGUUACUUAAAACAAGUAACUGACCAAAUGGAGAAGGGGAAGUAAUUAAGGCAGUUGGUAAGUGGAGGUAGUCAGGAAGUUCUUGUGGUUCUUUACAUAGAUUGUACAGCUUUGGCUUUCAUUUUGUUUAGCUAAAGUCAUGGGGACAACAAUUUAGAACUUAAGUUGAAUUAUAAAAAUGAUGGAUAUAAGUGGUAGCUCUAUCUAGUGAAGUGUCUGUCAGUAAGUGAAACAUUUUUUGGUGGUAGCUUAUCCAGAAACAGUUUAGUUGUAGAAUAAAACAGUGACGCCUGGAAAGUAACAACCAUGCUGAGAUGGCAAGCACACUGGAAACAAUUAGGCCACCUGGCUUUUGUUUGCUGUAUUGUUUUGUAAGCCUGCUUUAUGUCCCAGUCUUAGAAACAAGUUUUAGUUUAUUGCUUUGGAGACUAGAGCCAAUAGCAUAAUGUUCUGAAAGGAAACAGACUUGAGUUGUUGGAGUAGAGGAACUAACUCAACUUACAAGAUUUUUUUUGUUGUAAUUAUGGCACUGUCCUGUUUUAACAUUUGCAACUAGGGAGAGUAAGUACAACAUUUUAAACUCUCAUUUGAAAGACGACUACUAAUCAACAGACCACAAGGGUAAUGACCAAAUUUAUGUGGUUGUUGCACUUCCAUAGUUGUCUUAGCCCAGUCUUCCAUACUCAGGAUUACUUGGGUUAAAGCUUCUGUGAGGACCUUUUGGUUCUUGAAAUAUCCUAAAUAUUUCAGAUCUUUAGAUACCCUAAAGAUAGUAUAGGAUAUAGAGAUGGUACCAGAUAUGGAUGAAUAUUAACGUCAAAGCAAGGAGAAUGUUAAAAUGACCAGAUACCUGUUUCAUAGUUUACUGACCUAGCAGAUGUGUGGAAAAAGAAUCCGAUCUUGAUUCUUUUGGUUUAUACUGGUUGUAAUAAAACAGAAUGAUAACAGAAAAUGUUUUUCUUGUUUAACUGGUAGUUGAACAUAGAACUUGGGUAUUUAGAUCUCUUUUCACUUUUUGGAAUGUUUUGUAUUGAAACUUAAUAAAACUUUAACAUGGCAUCUUU